UUCAACUCUACAAUCUCGCGAGAAUAAGACAGAGACGUCACGUGACUGACAACGCCCAGUAAGAACGCCGUAACCAUAGACACGUUAAAUCGUGCGUGCAACGUCAUUCCGUUCGCGGCGCCUCCUGUUCCAGUACAAGAGGGACGAAUGGCCGGGCUGUGGAGGGCGUAUCAGAGGCUGCUGGGGGCACAUCCAUGGAAAGUCCAGAUUGUGACAGCAGGGUCCCUAGUGGGGGUCGGUGAUGUGAUUUCCCAGCAGCUGUUGGAAAGGAAGGGCCUGAAGGGCCACAGUAUAGAGAGGACUGUGAAAAUGAUGGGAAUUGGGUUCUGCUUUGUGGGCCCUGUGGUUGGGGGCUGGUACAAGAUUCUCGAUCGCAUAAUCCCGGGGAGCGGCAAACCUGUUGCGCUAAAGAAGAUGCUCCUGGAUCAGGUUGCGUUUGCUCCUUGUUUCCUCGGCUGUUUCUUGUCCAUUGCCAGUGCACUGAAUGGCCUCUCUGGGGAGCAGAUCUGGGGGAAACUAAAAAGGGAUUACAAGGACGCCCUGAUAACCAAUUAUUAUAUCUGGCCGGCCGUGCAGGUUGCCAACUUCUACUUCAUCCCGUUGUAUCACAGGUUGGCCGUUGUACAGUUCGUUGCCAUAAUCUGGAAUUCUUACCUGUCCUGGAAAGCCAAUAAAUCCUGAUGGUGCGUGUGGGGCCCAACAAGAGGGACAGUUAGUGCCUUGAAUGUACAGACUCAACUGAUCUCGGGUCAGGACCAUGUGAUCCCUCCAGUCCAAUCACAAUAACUCCUGCCCUGGGAUCUUCUACCUCCUCUCUAGUUGCAAUAAAGGCUUUGUCUAUA
Xenopus laevis (African clawed frog) is the source of this 842-nucleotide messenger RNA. RefSeq names its product mitochondrial inner membrane protein MPV17 L homeolog (gene mpv17.L). Gene Ontology annotation, molecular function: channel activity. The coding region runs from base 148 to 681 and encodes 177 amino acids. The record is from RefSeq and is a predicted model, not a curated record. Gene Ontology annotation, cellular component: cytoplasm; membrane; mitochondrion. The transcript is spliced from 8 exons. Gene Ontology annotation, biological process: regulation of mitochondrial DNA metabolic process; transmembrane transport. Lineage: Eukaryota; Metazoa; Chordata; Amphibia; Anura; Pipidae.